Molecule: messenger RNA, 1001 nt
Organism: Cannabis sativa
Lineage: Eukaryota; Viridiplantae; Streptophyta; Magnoliopsida; Rosales; Cannabaceae
Exons: 3
Coding region: 159-899 (246 amino acids)
Source: RefSeq, a predicted model, not a curated record
UACUACUCUUCCUUCACUUCUUCACAAGCCAAAUGUGAAUUUGCUUCCCUUUUCUUCUUUGUGCGGUUUGAAACCCAAUUUUAUUAGUACCAAGCACAAACAUAAUAGUACUACACAAUCUAAACAAAUUGAAUAUUUCAAGAAGAAGAAGAAGAAAAAUGGAGAAAAGGGUUAUUGAUUAUAUGUUAGUGCCAUUAGGAAUUUUGGGUAUGGUGGUUUACCAUGGUUGGCUUCUCUAUCGAGUUAUUUACCAUCCAACUAAGACUGUCAUCGGUGUCAAUGCCAUUCAUCGCCGGUAUUGGGUCCGCGCCAUGAUGGAGGAUGUGUCAAAGAACGGAGUUCUUGCUGUUCAAACGUUGAGAAAUAACAUAAUGGCGUCGACCCUCUUGGCAUCGACGGCCAUUAUGUUGAGUUCUCUCAUUGCUGUGUUAAUGACCAAUGGUGGUAGAAACAAAACUGAUUUGUUUGUUUUUGGUGAUAGAAGUGAGGCCAGCUUUUCUCUCAAGUACUUUUGCAUUUUGGCUUGCUUCUUGGUUGCCUUCUUAUUCAAUGUCCAAUCUAUAAGGUACUUCAGCCAUGCAAGCAUCCUAAUAAAUGUACCAUACAAGAAAAUAUCAAGAGAUCAUCAACAACACCAACAUUUGACAGUUGAUUUUGUAGCAAAGAAUGUGAAUAGAGGAAGCUUUUUUUGGUCACUAGGGUUAAGAGCUUUCUACUUCUCUUUCCCUCUAUUCUUAUGGAUAUUUGGUCCUCUUCCCAUGUUUAUCUCAUCUUUUGUUUUGAUUUUCAUGCUCUAUUUCUUGGAUGUUACCUUUGAAUGUGGGUGGGUUGUUGAUGUUUCCAACAAUGACAUUAUUACUUAUUACUCCAAAGAUGAAGAACUUGGGAGACCAAAUUAAAUGUUUGGUCAACUUCUUGGAAAGUAAAUUCAUAUUCAACCCAAGUUGAAUUGAAUUUAAUAAAAUAAAAUAAAAAAAUUAGAAGUGGAUUCUGUUCUGUUC